GUUUGCUACGUGUCAAGCUAGAAUUUUUUACGCUGGUAUGAAGUCAAGAUUGUAUUAAUUGUAUGUUAUUUAUACAUUAGCAUUUUCAGUCAUGUCGAACGAAGAUGUUAGUAUUAAAAAUAUACUUUAUAUAUUGUUAUUAUGUAUUUUGUGGUAUUCAGUUAGCUCGGGAAAUAAUGUAAUAAGUAAAACAAUAUUAAAUGAUUUCCCUUUUCCAAUGACGUUAACUAUGAUACAACUUUUGGUAACUACGUUAUUAUCAGGCCCAUUAUUUGCUCUUUGGAGGAUUAGACCAUACAUUAAUAUAAGUAGAACGUAUUAUUGGAAAUUAAUUGUUCCUCUAGCUUUAGGGAAGUUUUUUGGAUCCCUAUCAUCACAUGUGAGUUUAUGGAAAGUUCCAGUUUCAUAUGCUCAUACAGUCAAAGCAACAAUGCCUCUGUUUGUAGUUCUGCUGUCAAGGUUCAUUUUAGGUGAAAAGCAGUCAUUUAAGGUCUAUUGUUCACUACUACCUAUAAUUAUUGGUGUUUCAAUUGCAACUAUAACAGAGUUAUCUUUUGAUUAUGUUGGGCUAUUAAGUGCCUUGCUGUCUACACUCUGGUUUUCACUCCAAAACAUUUAUUCAAAAAAGGUGUUAUAUGACACAGGUGUCCAUCACUUAAGGCUUCUUCAUAUCCUUGCACGUCUGGCCCUGUUUAUCUUUUCUCCAUUCUGGCUUGUGAUAGACCUUAGAAAAAUAUUGGAAACUGCAAAUCUGUUACAAAAUUCAGACACAUUUGUCAUGUGUUUUUUGCUCUUCUUGAAUGGAUUUCUAAACUUUGUCCAAAAUGUAAUUGCAUUCAGUCUUUUGUCGUUGGUGUCACCACUGACCUACUCUGUCUGUAAUGCUACAAAACGAAUCUGUGUUAUAACUAUUUCCUUGUUCCUGCUGCGUAAUCCAGUGACACUAUUCAACCUAUUUGGGAUGUUCAUCGCAAUUCUUGGAGUUCUGUGUUACAACAAAGCUAAAUAUGAUGCUAACCAAGCUAAGAAGAGGGCAGCAUCACUCCCAUACACAAAAAGUGAUAGUAACUUGCUAUUCAAGUACCAAAAUGCAAACCACGUACCAUUUAUCCAUAUACCAGAGAAAACAUAUGAAAACAGAUAUAUGGGAGUUCUUCUUUCUCCUCAUAAUCAUCAAGGUAACCAUAUACCCAAGGCUGGACCUCAGGAAAUAUGAUAUGAUGGUGAAUAAGUGUCUGAUGUGUGUGUGUGUUUAUACCUGUAAUUAGUAGGAAGAAAAUUUAUGUGAUAAAUAAUGAUAUGAAUCUAAUGAAAUAAUACAUUAAAGAGAAUGCACUAAAUUUUGUGUUUUGUGAAUAAUAUCACUACAUGAUUGUUAUGGACAAGGGUAGGCUUAGCAUGUUAUAGUAGAAAGUGUCAUUGUGUGGCUCUCUUAGAAUGUUAUUACAUUCUCACAUUACUGUAUGUGGUGUAAGCUAUUGUACACUCACUUGUGUUACAUAUUAUACUCCUAUAACACACAACUUCAUUUAUUUUAUAAACUAAACUUGCGUGAUAUUUCUUGUGUGAUUGAUCUUUUUCUUUACAGUAUGGGAAUAUGGGUUCACCUGUAUAAAAUGCUAUAAUUAAACAUUAAAUCAUGACACAUAUAGUUUGACUUAUUGGCGAGAAUUAUGGGAACAUAGCUCCACACAAACUGAGUUCUAAAUAUAAUGUCAGAUCUUCACAUUUCUGUAAUAAUUGAGCUUAUAAUAUUAUAAGAAUGUGUACAGAAAUCUGUAGUCUAGCCUUAGAUUCUUAUAUUUUUAGCUCUUCUACUCUUUCUAUAAGUAGAAAGGUUCACACAGGCUGAACUCUGUACUAAGUUUUAAAUUUUGACAUUUUUUAUCAUUGUGUGCACAGUGUGAUUUGAGAGUAGAAGCCAAUACAUGCUAAAAUGUAUGGUACAAGUUUUGAAUUUGAAGUCUUCCAGCUUGGGCAGUUUUCAUACAUAGCUUUUGAAUAACAUUGUUAUUUCGCUAAUGUUUUGAAUUUGAUCUCCCUUUCAAGUGUUAAGACUUUUGUACAAAGCAGUUUAAUUCUUUUGCCGCCAAAAGCAACUGUAGUUGACAGAAAUUUAAUUGUCUUUGACAGUGGAGAUAAUUUUUUCCCCCGUGCCUGUCAAAGCAUUUUUCCCUCUACAGCAGAAAGCAACAACCUUCCAUGAGCUUGAAUCAACCACCAGACACCAGUUGUGCUGACAUCUGGGAGUGUGAGUAGGAAACAUAAGUAUAAAAAUUCCCCAGCUGGCAGACAGUGCAAGGUACCCAUACCUACUGAGCUAUCAACUGAUUGUCAUAUUUUCUCGGUAGUUUUACCAUAAUUUUACCAUAACUUCAAGAUAUGCAGUGUAGGUUUGUCUUGUAUAUCAUAAUGCAGUGAAAUAUACUGCUGAUUGUUUAUGUUUUUUGAUGGAGAAAUGACAUUGGUUGGGGACGGACUAUGAAAUCCAAUUAUGUGGCGAAAGGGUUAAGAGUAUCAUCUCAAUAAUGUGGUAGUGCACAGUGUAUUAUAUUGUGAUGCAUUCUUAACUGACUUGUGAGCCAGGUGUGGUUAAUGUCCAGACUAUGAGUCUAAGGGUCCAUGGUUAGUGCCACUUGGACAGAAUAUCUUGGUCUACACUUUGAAGACAUGAGAGCAUUAUAAGAGUGGUGGUCAAAUCCUACUAUUUGUUUAGAGUAUUCCAAGAGUUAAUGGUAGGUGCUGUUGACUAGUCUAUCAGCUCAAAAUUAGGGAUGGCUAGCACAGGUCACCAUUGUUGAGCUUUACACAAAUUUUGGAAACAAACAAACUUGUGGUCUUGAGAAUUAAAUGUCUUUAGAAUAUCAUAUUGGGAUAUCUGAAAAAUUAAAAUAACGGAUAUCAGCUUUGUGUGUGUUUAUGUUUUUAGGUGAAAUUUGUGGAAAUAUUUUUCUGUUUGAAUCACUUGACGGUCUGCAUAAUACUAUCUUAACAAAAGAUUUGUAUUUGGUAAGUUUUGAUAAUUCUUUUUUUUUAACAUUUGGCAAAGAUAACAGUGAAGGUAGUCCAUGAAUGUAUUUAUGGCUCAGAAACUUGACAAUGGUAUUAAUUGUAGUGAAAAUAUAUUGUGUCAAGGACAUAGCUUUCUUAAUGUAAUAAACUCAUGCUGAAGGCUUCAGUUUAUUAGAUGAACAUUUUCUGAUAUUUCAGUAAUGACUUGCAUUUAUCAGUUUUACUUUUUUUUUAAAUGUGCCAGUGAUUUUUAUUAUGUAAGUAAGACUUCUAUUUAUAUGUUUAACCUUUUCUAAUGUGUCAGUUAUUGACUUGAAUGUGUGUAUUUGACUGUUUUUAAUACAUCAGUGAUGACUUAUAUUUAUGUGUUUAACUUUUAAUAAUGUGUCAGCGAUUUAAUUUUUGUUCUUUUUAGUAUUUCCCGAUUUGUCAAUGAUGACGUGCACUAAGGUGCUCGACAUUUUUUGGAUGUCUUCCAGUGACUUGUAGAAUACCUUUAAAACUCUAAAAUUUUGUUUUCUGUGGUGUCAUGUUAAUAUUGUUUUUUCAUAGAUUUAGGAAAUGAGAAAAAUACAUGAUGUAGCAUUUUUAUUUAAUUAGCUUUAAAAACUCAAGAAAAUAAGUUAAUAUUUAAGUUCGAUUUAAUUUUUAUGUUCUCUGUAUGUUAUAGAAUCAAAUAAAGUGACAAAUUUUGCAUGGACAAUGAUUUCAAAAACAGUUAUGUGUAACCUGUAAUACAGUUAAGUAUAAGUAAUAGUUAUUUCAGACUGAAACAUAUUAGCUAUAAAUGUCUUGAGGAAAUGUACAGUUAAGUUUAAUAGCCCAAUGUUGGCAAUAUGUUUGUCAGUUAAAGUCACAAGUUGCUUACUGAAUUUGUACAAGUUGUAAGUUCGAGUGAAUAAGUUGCAUUUGAUAUAUAUGUAAAUUAAUACAAGACCUAUAUAAAUGUAUGAAAAUAUAAAGUUUCUGUAA
Molecule: messenger RNA, 3984 nt
Organism: Limulus polyphemus (Atlantic horseshoe crab)
Lineage: Eukaryota; Metazoa; Arthropoda; Merostomata; Xiphosura; Limulidae
Product: solute carrier family 35 member E1 homolog
Exons: 6
Coding region: 92-1216 (374 amino acids)
Cellular component (GO): Golgi apparatus
Molecular function (GO): antiporter activity
Source: RefSeq, a predicted model, not a curated record